Oryctolagus cuniculus (rabbit) is the source of this 4376-nucleotide messenger RNA. It is a transcript of the gene POLR3B, whose product is annotated as RNA polymerase III subunit B. NCBI's taxonomy places the organism in Eukaryota, Metazoa, Chordata, Mammalia, Lagomorpha, Leporidae. Gene Ontology annotation, biological process: DNA-templated transcription. Gene Ontology annotation, molecular function: DNA binding; DNA-directed RNA polymerase activity; ribonucleoside binding. The record is from RefSeq and is a predicted model, not a curated record.
GUCGGGCUCAUGGACCGGUUGGUCCCGGCGGAGCUGUGUGGCGCCGCGGCUUCGGUGGCUCUCGCUGUGGAACCCUUACGGCACGGGCCCGCGUAGGCACUGUGAGAGACGUAUCGCGUCUUGGUGGGCCCGUGGCGGACACCGAGUUCCAGGGAGCUUAGGCCAGUGUCGAAGUCCGAAUUCAGGCUUGACGUUUUGGCCUCAGCGAUGUUUAAACACGCUGAAUAUUAACUCAGAUAUAGGCCUGUGUGUUUUCUGGGGAGAAGCCCCAUAGCCGUCAUCCGGCUCUCAGAAGGAAAAAUGGAGGCUGCUUCCAGCAUUUUUAAAGGUGAAAGGCCUCGUGAAGCAGCACAUAGAUUCCUUCAACUAUUUCAUUAAUGUGGAGAUAAAGAAGAUAAUGAAGGCCAAUGAAAAGGUUACGAGUGAUGCCGACCCCAUGUGGUACCUAAAGUAUCUGAAUAUCUAUGUCGGGCUUCCUGACGUUGAAGAGAGCUUCAAUGUAACUAGGCCAGUGUCCCCUCAUGAGUGCCGUUUGAGGGACAUGACGUACUCUGCCCCCAUCACAGUGGACAUCGAAUACACCCGAGGCAGUCAGAGGGUUAUCCGCAACGCCUUACCCAUUGGCAGAAUGCCCAUAAUGCUGCGUAGUUCAAAUUGCGUCCUUACAGGGAAGACACCAGCAGAAUUUGCCAAGCUGAACGAAUGUCCUUUAGAUCCAGGUGGCUACUUCAUUGUGAAGGGAGUAGAAAAAGUUAUUCUUAUCCAAGAGCAGCUAUCUAAGAACAGGAUCAUUGUGGAGGCUGACAGAAAAGGGACUGUUGGAGCUUCUGUUACCAGCUCAACCCAUGAGAAAAAAAGCAGAACCAACAUGGCUGUGAAACAAGGGCGAUUUUAUUUGAGGCACAAUACUUUGUCAGAAGAUAUACCCAUUGUCAUCAUUUUUAAGGCCAUGGGUGUUGAAAGUGACCAGGAAAUUGUGCAGAUGAUUGGGACAGAGGAGCACGUGAUGGCUGCAUUUGGGCCCAGUUUGGAAGAGUGCCAGAAAGCUCAGAUUUUCACACAGAUGCAGGCAUUGAAAUAUAUAGGGAACAAAGUCAGAAGGCAGAGAAUGUGGGGAGGUGGACCAAAGAAAACCAAAAUAGAGGAAGCAAGAGAGCUCCUGGCUUCGACCAUUCUGACCCACGUUCCAGUAAAGGAGUUCAAUUUCCGAGCUAAAUGUAUCUAUACUGCCGUGAUGGUUCGAAGAGUCAUUCUGGCACAAGGAGAUAAUAAAGUUGAUGACAGAGACUAUUACGGUAACAAGCGAUUGGAAUUGGCAGGACAGCUUUUAUCUCUUCUCUUUGAAGAUUUGUUCAAAAAGUUUAAUUCUGAAAUGAAGAAGAUUGCAGACCAGGUGAUUCCUAAGCAGCGAGCAGCACAGUUUGAUGUUGUGAAGCACAUGCGCCAAGACCAGAUCACCAAUGGCAUGGUGAAUGCCAUUUCCACCGGAAAUUGGUCUCUAAAGAGAUUUAAGAUGGACCGCCAGGGUGUGACCCAGGUGCUGUCACGCUUGUCAUAUAUAUCUGCUCUUGGUAUGAUGACGAGAAUCUCGUCCCAGUUUGAAAAAACAAGAAAAGUGAGUGGUCCUCGCUCUCUCCAGCCAUCUCAGUGGGGGAUGCUCUGUCCUUCAGACACCCCUGAAGGAGAGGCAUGUGGUUUGGUUAAAAAUUUGGCCCUUAUGACACAUAUCACAACUGACAUGGAAGAUGGACCUAUUGUUAAAUUAGCCAGCAACUUGGGAGUAGAAGAUGUCAACUUAUUGUGUGGGGAAGAGCUCUCGUACCCAAGUGUGUUCCUCGUCUUCCUGAAUGGAAACAUCCUGGGAGUCAUUCGAGACCAUAAAAAGCUUGUGAAUACAUUUCGACUGAUGCGGAGAGCAGGAUACAUCAAUGAAUUUGUUUCCAUUUCGACAAAUCUUACAGAUCGGUGUGUGUAUAUUUCCUCUGAUGGAGGAAGGCUGUGCAGACCCUACAUAAUUGUCAAGAAGCAGAAACCAGCAGUCACGAAUAAGCAUAUGGAAGAGCUGGCUCAGGGGUACAGGAAUUUUGAAGACUUCUUACAUGAGAGUCUGGUUGAAUAUUUAGAUGUCAAUGAAGAAAAUGAUUGCAACAUUGCACUAUAUGAACACACAAUUAAUAAAGAUACGACACACUUAGAGAUUGAACCCUUCACUCUUCUCGGCGUUUGUGCUGGCCUGAUUCCAUACCCUCAUCAUAACCAGUCCCCAAGAAAUACCUAUCAGUGUGCCAUGGGGAAGCAAGCAAUGGGUACCAUUGGAUAUAACCAGCGGAACAGAAUUGAUACUCUGAUGUAUCUGUUAGCAUAUCCACAGAAGCCCAUGGUUAAGACAAAAACCAUUGAGCUGAUAGAAUUCGAGAAGCUGCCAGCUGGACAGAAUGCGACAGUUGCUGUGAUGAGUUAUAGUGGCUAUGAUAUUGAAGAUGCUCUUGUUCUAAACAAGGCCUCCCUGGACAGAGGCUUUGGGCGUUGCCUAGUAUAUAAAAAUGCAAAAUGUACAUUGAAACGCUAUACCAAUCAGACUUUCGAUAAAGUGAUGGGGCCCAUGUUGGAUGCUGCUACAAGGAAACCUAUCUGGCGACAUGAAAUUUUAGAUGCAGAUGGUAUUUGUUCUCCAGGUGAGAAAGUAGAAAAUAAGCAAGUGCUUGUGAAUAAGUCUAUGCCCACAGUGACUCAGAUUCCUUUGGAAGGAAGUAACGUGCCACAGCAGCCACAGUACAAAGAUGUGCCCAUCACCUACAAGGGGGCCACAGAUUCAUAUAUUGAGAAAGUGAUGAUAUCUUCAAAUGCUGAGGACGCUUUUCUGAUCAAAAUGCUACUGAGGCAGACAAGGCGACCAGAGAUCGGAGAUAAAUUCAGCAGCCGUCACGGGCAGAAAGGUGUUUGCGGCUUGAUCGUCCCCCAGGAGGACAUGCCGUUUUGUGAUUCUGGCAUCUGUCCGGACAUCAUAAUGAACCCACACGGCUUCCCAUCGAGAAUGACGGUGGGAAAGCUGAUUGAGCUGCUGGCCGGCAAGGCUGGCGUGUUGGACGGCAGGUUCCACUACGGCACUGCAUUUGGAGGGAGCAAAGUGAAGGAUGUGUGUGAAGACCUCGUUCGCCAUGGUUACAACUACUUGGGGAAGGACUAUGUCACCUCCGGCAUCACAGGAGAGCCGUUAGAAGCCUACAUCUACUUUGGCCCCGUGUACUAUCAGAAACUGAAGCACAUGGUGUUGGAUAAGAUGCACGCCCGCGCCCGGGGCCCACGUGCCGUCCUCACCAGGCAGCCUACAGAAGGUCGAUCUCGUGAUGGUGGCUUGCGUCUUGGAGAAAUGGAACGUGACUGUUUAAUCGGUUAUGGAGCCAGCAUGCUUUUGCUAGAGAGACUAAUGAUUUCAAGUGAUGCCUUUGAGGUUGACGUCUGUGGCCAGUGUGGACUUCUGGGGUAUUCUGGCUGGUGUCAUUACUGCAAGUCAUCGUGUCAUGUGUCUUCCCUCCGCAUCCCGUACGCCUGUAAGCUGCUCUUCCAGGAGCUGCAGUCCAUGAACAUUAUCCCCAGGUUAAAACUGUCCAAGUACAAUGACUAAGGAUGGAAAAGAUGACUAACUAAGGAGAACAAUAGACACAUCCAACGCAGUGGAAAGCAGAAGGAAUGGAGGUCUACUUUUGCUCCUGUGAGUCAAUCCUUUGAAUGUUGGCUCAUAAAAACAAACAAGAACUGUUGGCAGGAGUUUUUUAUAUACCAGAAAAUGGACUGGACGACCUUGACCAGUGAGCGGACCCCAAGCCAUGGGAGCGUUGCUGACACACGGCCUGCGGUGCAGUUUGACUAACAAGGAGACAUGACCCAAGGGGUAAAUGAGCUGCUGUUUGUGUCUGGUACCUUGCAGCAGCCUUGUUAGGAAGACCUCACCCAUUAAGAAGGAUGCUUGCGUUUAAGUUUCCCUUGGCAUCUUUUGGCUGACGAAACUGAAGCUUCUCAUGACUCUGGAGGGUAUGAAGAAUCCCUGUGACUCCAUCAGCUUGGCUUCUGUCGAGGUGGCCGAUCCUGAGCAGAAUAUGAAGAAAGAGGACCGUGGGAAGCCAUGGCAGCGGCCAGAAAAGUGCCGGCUUUCCUGCCUGGUGCUGUGAGACCAUAAGUGUUCCCUGCAGUUGAAUCUCGCCCUCACACACCCAAACCUUGUCCUUUUAAUCCUGGUGGGAUAUAAUAAAUAUAUUGCUACCUUGUUAAGCCAAAAUGUCGUCUUUUCUGAUGGUCUCUAUCACUGUUUUGAACCUGCACGAUGGUACCGUGCAAUCCUAUGUGGUAAAGAGCUGAAUAAAACUCCUUGGAUUCUC